Molecule: messenger RNA, 791 nt
Organism: Copidosoma floridanum
Lineage: Eukaryota; Metazoa; Arthropoda; Insecta; Hymenoptera; Encyrtidae
Product: peptidyl-prolyl cis-trans isomerase H
Biological process (GO): protein peptidyl-prolyl isomerization; protein folding
Cellular component (GO): cytoplasm; intracellular membrane-bounded organelle
Molecular function (GO): peptidyl-prolyl cis-trans isomerase activity; cyclosporin A binding
Source: RefSeq, a predicted model, not a curated record
UCUGCUUCUGUCGAUUAUUAGGUUAAGUAUAUUAUUGUUGUGCAUAAUAACACGCGAAAGCAAAAAGUCGUCAAAAGGCAAAGUAAUUGUUUCGCAAGGUAGAUUGGUGUAGUUUGUUCUAAAGUGUCACAAAAUCUGCAAGUGUGAGCGGUGUGAAGUGAAAAAACAGUUGACUGAAAUAGUUGAAAAUGCCGACGUGGAAUCAAAUCCAAUCCCAGCUCCGAAAUCCGAACAACCCGGUCGUUUUCUUCGACGUCUCCGUAGGCACGACGGAAAUAGGGAGGAUGAUUUUCGAGCUCUUUGAGGACGUCUGUCCAAAGACUUCGGAGAACUUUCGACAGUUUUGUACGGGCGAGUACAAAAAAGACGGUGUGCCCUUGGGUUACAAGGGUGUCAUCUUUCACAGGGUGAUGAAGGAUUUCAUGAUUCAAAGCGGUGACUUUGUCAAUGGUGAUGGUACCGGAGUCACAAGUAUUUACGGUGGUACCUUCCCGGAUGAGAAUUUCACACUGAAACACGAUUCUCCCGGCUUACUUUCGAUGGCAAACAGUGGAAAAGACACUAAUGGUUGUCAGUUUUUUGUUACCUGUGCCAAAUGUAAUUUCCUUGAUGGCAAGCAUGUCGUUUUUGGUAGGGUGAUCGAUGGACUUUUAGUGAUGAGGAAAAUUGAAAAUGUCCCUACUGGACCAAAUAAUAAACCAAAAAUACCAGUCACUAUUUUUCAGUGUGGACAGAUGUAAUACUGUGUUUUGGUGUGAUGUUUCAUAAUAAUUGUAAUUGCAGACUUUGAA